AUGUCGGGAUACUCCUAUUCAGGACGCAGCCAUGGUGCUGGGGGAUCCGUUGGAAUUGCGAAUUUGGCCGGGGUCGCUGAUCCGCGCUACUUUGUGUUCCGUGAGCCCGGCAUCCGGACCACUGUAUCCUGUUCUAAGGAUCCGUCAUCCAAUUUUGCGUUUAGCUGCAGGCCCACGUCCGGAGGCGUGACUUGCCAGGCUAACACGAUACGUACUCUCCCAGAGGGCCGAUCCGCAUUGAGCGGGCCAACCUUUGGCGGCAACUGGAUAAAGAGCGCGCCGUUGGCCGGCGACAUCAUGACCUGGGGUAACGCCUAUGAAAACCGGACAACGUGGUUUUCCUUGGCAGCAGCAGGGUGCGCUGAUGUUGGCAGUAACUGCGACCUCUAUGGGUUCGCUGAAUUCGACAAAGCCCAGUGCCUGCUUUCGUUCGAAGGAGCUGAGCUAGAAGUGGGCGUGAAUGUCACGUCGAGGAUGAUUACAGUCACGCCUGUCGCCAAGGCAGACUGGCCGUCAUAUGGCGAUGACCUUCUCGAGGAGCUGGCGGCAGAGCACAACUACAUCAGCUAUAAUGACGGGACCUGGAGCGGAUCCCAGAUGGGACAUGCUCUCAGGUCGAACCUCGAUUCAUUCGAAGUCCUGAGACGACAAUUGACAAACGAAGCCAAGGGUGAAACCACAAUGCUACGAAGCCUAGAGGAUUUCUUUGGAGACCUCAUGGACAAUAGUCUGAUUGCUUAUGCUCAGUCGAAAUAUUUGGCCGAACACUCGGAGCAGGUUGUUCAGGCAACGGUGACGAGCGUCUGCGGGGGCAGAGGGCUUGCCUCAUACGUCAAGAUGCACAACGCCCAGGCGCUUGAAAACGGCGAGGACUCGAGGUCAGGGGUGAGUGCAGCGGCGGGAGAAACGAGGUUGAGAGUGGAAACGGCAAACGGGGGUACGAGCGCGCUGGUUCUCGAAGAGUACGUCACGGAUGUUUUCGGCAACGAUAAGAUUGUCGAUCGAAGCAGCGAGACCGUGUACAUAGAGGCUGGACGGUCACUCAUGAAAUCCUCUAAUAUGAGAGGCAGCGCUGAGCAGAGAUAG
Molecule: messenger RNA, 1086 nt
Organism: Parascedosporium putredinis
Lineage: Eukaryota; Fungi; Ascomycota; Sordariomycetes; Microascales; Microascaceae
Source: the annotation of a GenBank genome assembly